UAAGAUAUUUUGUAUUUUCAGUUAUCUGCAUGAUAGUUUAACUACAAAGUAAAAAGUAACGUAUAUGUUGCGUUAUCGGGAACAGAAAGAAGAAAAUCACAAACAACAAGUAAAGCAAUAAGAUGUGGUUUCCACUCCUUGCUGUCGUCAUCGUCGCGAUAUCAGUACCAAGUCAAGCUGCAGAAAAACGUGAUUUACAUGGUGCAGCUAACGGAACGACUACUAGAACGAUUACUAUCGAACCUAACGGAACAGCUACUAUCGAACCUAACGGAACAGCUACUAUCGAACGUAACGGAACAAUGACUAUCGAACCUAACGGAACAAUUACUAUCGAAACUAACGGAACAGCUACUUUCGAACCUAACGGAACAGCUACUAUCGAAGCUAACGGAACAGCUACUAUCGAACCUAACGGAACAGCUACUAUCGAACCUAACGGAACAAUUACUAUCGAACCUAACGGAACAGCUACUAUCGAACCUAACGGAACAGCUUCUAUCGAACCUAACGGAACAGCUACUAUCGAACCUAACGGAACAGCUGCUAUCGAACCUAACGGAACAGCUACUAUCGAACCUAACGGAACAGCUACUAUCGAACCUAACGGAACAGCUACUAUCGAACCUAACAAAACAGCUACUAUCGAACCUAACGGAACAGCUACUAUCGAACCUAACGGAACAGCUAUUAUCAAAGCUAACGGAACAAUUACUAUCGAACCUAACGGAACAGCUACUAUCGAACCUAACAAAACAGCUACUAUCGAACCUAACAAAACAGCUACUAUCGAACCUAACGGAACAGCUACUAUCGAACCUAACGGAACAAUUACUAUCGAACCUAACGGAACAGCUACUAUCGAACCUAACGGAACAGCUACUAUCGAACCAAACGGAACAGCUACUAUCAAACCUAACGGAACAGCUACUAUCGAACCUAACGGAACAGCUACUAUCGAACCUAACGGAACAGCUACUAUCGAACCUAACGGAACAGCCACUAUCGAAGCUAACGGAACAAUUACUAUCGAACCUAACGGAACAGCUACUAUCGAACCUAACAAAACAGCUACUAUCGAACCUAACAAAACAGCUACUAUCGAACCUAACGGAACAGCUAUUAUCGAACCUAACGGAACAAUUACUAUCGAACCUAACGGAACAGCUACUAUCGAACCUAACGGAACAAUUACUAUCGAACCUAACGGAACAGCUACUAUCGAACCAAACGGAACAGCUACUAUCGAACCAAACGGAACAGCUACUAUCGAGCCUAACGGAACAGCUACUAUCGAACCUAACGGAACAGCUACUACCGAACCUUACGGAACAGGUACUAUCGAACCUAACAGAACGACUAUUAUUAAACCUAAUGGAACAAUAUCUUUAAAACCUAACGGAACGACAGCGAUCAAACCUAACGGAACGACAACUAUCAAACCUAACCGAACGACUACUAUCAAAUCUAAUGUAACAACUACUUCCAAACCUAACGUAACGACUGCUGUAAAACCUUACACAACAGCUGCUCCAGCCAAACCGGAACCAGGUGUUACAGCAAAACCGGAACCUGCCAUUAUUAAGUUAGAUUCUCUGAACAUAAAAAUUGACUUGGAAAUAAAACUAGAUAAAGCAAAUUUUAAUGACAGUUUAAAAGAUAAAUCGUCAGAACAUUACAAACAUUACGAAGCAGCUUUCAAGAAAAGGCUCCAUGACCAGUACAAAAAUAUCGAAGGUUUUGAUCACGUGCGCAUCAAUGGAUUCAGAAAUGGUAGUAUUGUAUGCAACUAUACCAUCGUUAUGAAAGCUGACACGAAUAUCUCUUCCGUACAAAAUGACAUCGUAGAUCAGUCAAAAUCAUUACGAAACAUGACACUAAAUAUAGAAGGAGAGAAAACAGCCUUUUCUUUGACGAUGAAUAUUUCAACAGUGAACACAAUCAUUGCACAAGUGGUAAAAGAUCAGAGUAAGAAUAUUUGCAAACUCCUUGACAAACCAUGUGACGCAAGUAAAGACUGUGAAUCUUCAAGAAAUGCAAUAAAAUGUGUACAUAAAUGCGAGCAAUCACGAUAUAAAGAUAAAUGCUUUAAUGGUGGAACUUGUUAUUUCGACAUACGGCUAAAAGAACCUACAUGCAAAUGUAAAAGCGACGACAGUGAUUACGUAUAUUAUGGGCCUACCUGCAUAAAGAAAACCGAAAAUCUUGCCUUGGCUAAAAGUGAUAUCAUUGGAAUAGGAGCUGGGUGCGGAGGAGGUGUGUUGCUGAUACUUAUUGUUGUGAUUGUUGUUUUAUUGAGAAGAAAUGGAAAGGGACAUAAACAAAGCGAACCAAAGGCAGAUUAUUCAAAAUCUGUAAGCAUGGACGACCUUCGUUUCGACAAGAUGGACGAUUCACGUUCAUCAAAUGGUUUCUUUCAUCGUUCGGGUGGACGUGCACGUGAAAAUCAGUACGAGUCGGGACUACCUGACACAAAAUAUGUACAGGGACGGGAGCAUAAAGUGAUGAAAGACAGAACAGGAGAAGAGACUUACAUUUAUCAGCCUUCAAAUUAUAUUAGUCCUGUGUCAAGGUCACGGAAUGGAUCGACAUACAGCCACACUACAUCUGUCCCGUCUGUUUAUGACUACAUUGACACGGAAUCAAAGUUUGAAAUUCAACGGCCAAACAUUCGUCUCGGACAUAUGAACAAAUAUUAGUAGAAGCUGACAGUCGUCUAUCACUAUCGCUUCAUUCUGUGAAAGACUGGGGGAAGGAAGCCAAUAAAAAUCCAAUAUUCAAUUCUAUUAGCUGGUAGAGUACUUGAGUUCUUCCACAACAGAACAACAGAAUGUGUCGUGAUUCUGUUUUAAUUUUGUGUUAAUAGACAUAAGGCGAGUUACUAGCGUGCUGUAUCUACACAGUUUUUAAGAAAAUCAGCAAACUGACUACAAAAAUAAACAUGUAUAUUGAUAUGGUUAUGUAAAAUCCAGUUUGAUUUAUUAAUAUCAUAAUGCUAAAUUAAUUGUCAUAUGUUUUUGUAAAUGCAUCUUUAGUGACACAUUAAAUUUUCAUACUGUGUGUAUUGAUACAAAUUUGUCAGUAUGUAGAAUAGUAUAGCUUACACAUUGAGCUAUUUAUAUAAGCAGACAUAUUUUGAAUACUUAUAUACUAGACACAGUGGAGUAACUGUUCAUGUUAUUGAAUAUGAAACUAAAGCAUAAUAUAUCUUUAACUGAACUUGUAAAAGCGCAAUACCUCUUACAA
Molecule: messenger RNA, 3246 nt
Organism: Mercenaria mercenaria
Lineage: Eukaryota; Metazoa; Mollusca; Bivalvia; Venerida; Veneridae
Product: proteoglycan 4-like
Exons: 11
Coding region: 123-2699 (858 amino acids)
Source: RefSeq, a predicted model, not a curated record